GGUAUUUGUUUAUCAUAUAUAUACAACAAAUUAUCAAGCAAAGUAUAAAGGAGUUAUACUCCAGUCUAGUAGGUGGAGGUAAUGCAACAUUUAUUGGAUGCCAACGGCUGUUAAACCUAAUCGAAGAAGUAGACACUAAAGAAGAAGACGGAGAAGAAGUUUACGGAAAAUGGCAAGCUGGGGCAGGGUUGCUGGAGUUUUGAGAAACUUUUGGAGGAGACCUUGGUCGUACAGAACGCUGCAUCGUGCCCUGGGACCAGGCGUUGUGGGGUCUGUCGUUGGAAGCGGACUGAUAUAUUAUCACUUUGAGCCGAGCAAGAGAUUUUUGCCCUUCACCGUCCAUGCCGAGGAGGAAAAGGUGCUUCCAGUGUCCCAGACGUCUGCCAGACGGAUGCGCUUCAACCAGUUUGCCUCCAUGAUGUACGAUAAGGAACUCUACAUGACACCAAGGGAUUUCCUCUUCUCAAUCAUGCUGGAGAAUGUUGACCGUAAAUUACAAAAUAAAGCUCUAACCAAAAAGGAGGUGGAUAAGAUGCUGGAUGCUGCCACACGGGCCCAGGCAGGCAACAGUCUGUUCAGAAACUUCGGAGACGAUGGUCUGAUAUCCUACACAGAGUACCUGUUCCUGUUGACUAUUCUGACCAAGCCACACACAGGAUUUCAUAUAGCUUUCAAAAUGCUUGAUAUUGAUGGCAAUGAGCAUGUGGACAGAAAGGAGUUUCUCAAGCUCAAGAAAAUCAUUGGGAAAAUAAAAGAGAAAGUGCCCAAGGAAGGUGCCACAGACAUGAAACCAGUCGUAGAGGAGGAUGGUGUGAACACUACACUGCAGGCAUUCUUCUUUGGCAGGAAUGGCGAAAACAAGCUUCAGUACAAUGGAUUCUGCAGGUUCAUGGAGGACCUGCAGGCGGAGGUGCAGGAGAUGGAGUUCCUGCAGUUUUCCAAGGGCAUGGACACCAUGCGGCGGGAGGACUUUGCCGAGUGGCUGCUGCACUACACCAACGAGGAAGCCAACGAGGCCUACUGGGAGAACAUGAGGAAGAGGAUCCCUGCUGGCCAGAGCAUCACAUUUGACGAGUUCAAAGCGUUCUGCCUAUUCACCAACAAUCUGGAGGACUUUGCCUUCUCUGUGAAAAUGAUAAGUGAAGCCAACCGACCUAUUGGAAUGGUCCAAUUUAAGCGAGCUGUGAAGAUCGCCACAGGGCACGACCUCUCGGAGAACGUGCUGGACACUGUGUUCAAGAUCUUUGACCUGGAUGGUGAUAACUGCCUGAGCCACAAGGAGUUUAUCGGAGUGAUGGAGGACAGAGUACUGCGUGGCUUGAAGGUGCAGCCCCAGCGUGGCAUCACUGAUUACUGGAAGUGUGUGAAGAGGGAGACACUGAAAGGGGCCCAAGAGGCCCUCCGGGACACAGGAAGCCCUUUCUGAGGGGUUACGUCAUUGGAUUGAGAAGCUCCUUACGAGGGUUCACUGGGUGACUCCAAUGUAAAGCAUUGAUGGCUGACCACUAGUUGCUCAUUAUCACUUGAUAUUUGUCAAUGGAAUAUAAAUAUGGUCCUCAUGAACCAAAUCAAUAAGGGAUGAUACCAAAUUCAAUGUUUUUCAGGAUUCCUUUUUGUUUGUGAAAAUGUUAUUGCAAUAUACAUAAUCUACGGGUGAGUUUUUUGUUUACAAUAUGUUCUAAUUAGGCUUGGGCGAUAUACCGGGGUAUUUCCAAAUACCGACGGUAUGAUUUUCAAUACUGUGCUACGCCACUGCUUAGAGCUAGCUAGCUAUAAGUGUAACUAUAAGAAAUCUAAGA
Molecule: messenger RNA, 1799 nt
Organism: Coregonus clupeaformis (lake whitefish)
Lineage: Eukaryota; Metazoa; Chordata; Actinopteri; Salmoniformes; Salmonidae
Product: calcium uptake protein 2, mitochondrial-like
Exons: 12
Coding region: 170-1426 (418 amino acids)
Biological process (GO): calcium import into the mitochondrion; mitochondrial calcium ion homeostasis
Cellular component (GO): uniplex complex
Molecular function (GO): calcium ion binding
Source: RefSeq, a predicted model, not a curated record